Molecule: messenger RNA, 711 nt
Organism: Acanthoscelides obtectus
Lineage: Eukaryota; Metazoa; Arthropoda; Insecta; Coleoptera; Chrysomelidae
Source: the annotation of a GenBank genome assembly
CUUAUAUAGGAAGAUCGCCUGAAGGAGUUCCAACAACGAAUUCAUUAUGUAUAUUGCGUAAAUAUUCCGGAGGAGUUUAAGAAAAAGAGGUAUAUACGCCGGAGACAGUAUAACGUUAUUCAUCAUUUAUGGCAUGGUAAUGGAGUUGAAAUAGUGACAUAUUCUGCUUGAACGACGACAUCACCGACGGCAUGCAGAUGUUUUCCGUGAACGGCUCUUGUCCAAUGAGGAUAAGACGUAGGAUGAGGAACCAGGAGAAUGAUGUCUUCGAGUACGGCAGGAACAACAACUUUAUAAGUGAGGAACCGAACUCAGAUACAGUCGAUAGAAGAGAUUUGGAGAGAGAAAUGGAAGAUGCUCCUGGAGAUACCGCCAGGGAUGAUAUGGAGAGUGUGAUCAGUGAUCGAGAUGAUUUGGAGGUAGAAGCUAUAAAUAAGGAAGCAGAAGCAGCAAAGUCCCAAAUAGCGUCGCCAAAAUCUUCGCCCACGAAGAUCGUCAAGAAAAAAGAUGGGAUUCAGCGUGCGAAUCCAUCCAACAUGGAACGGAACCCUCUGACAGGUGCUGGAAUAGAGGUUCCAGAACACAGAAGGUCCAAGAGGGGAUCGCGUGAGACAAGCUCUAAAUGGAAAUGGUGAACACAAAUUUUUUAUUUUCAUUUAUAUUGACAUUAUAUCAAUACUUAUUAUGUAGAAAUAAAUUUUAGGUGUUUAA